Wyeomyia smithii (pitcher-plant mosquito) is the source of this 2987-nucleotide messenger RNA. RefSeq names its product exonuclease mut-7 homolog (gene Nbr). The record is from RefSeq and is a predicted model, not a curated record. The transcript is spliced from 10 exons. Gene Ontology annotation, biological process: nucleobase-containing compound metabolic process. Bases 145 to 2943 code for a protein of 932 amino acids. NCBI's taxonomy places the organism in Eukaryota, Metazoa, Arthropoda, Insecta, Diptera, Culicidae. Gene Ontology annotation, molecular function: nucleic acid binding; 3'-5' exonuclease activity.
GUGACAGCUGUCAAAUGCCAAAUUAAUGAUUCAUCGCUCUCUCAAGAGGCGGAGUCUACGAAUACCAAAACAAAGUUGGUCAGUGCCGCGUUUUCAGAUUUUACAAAAUAGUUUACUGUUAAAAUUUAGCUAUCGCAAAUUACAAUGUCAGAUCCCAGCUCCCAAGAGGGAGCUCGUUACAUACCAGCUGGGUAUAACAGCGAUGACACGGAAGAGGAGUACCUGAUGUCACCGAACGAUUCCAACGUUUCGUUUGGUUCCACCGGUAAAUGCUUCGAAGACGAGCGCAUUAGAAUUGUUCCGCAUCUAGGGUGGCAUGCCGGACUUGGGGAACGAGAUUUUGACACCACACUGGACGAAAGCAUUGGCAAUUGGUUCGAGGGUUUCCAGGAGAGUUUCAAAGCCCUUAAAAAGGGUCCACUAAUAACGCAGCGAUUGCACAUGUUUUAUCUGAAUACACAGAACCCUUUCGAGUGGGCUCUGAAGCUGUUCGCCAACUGUGGAGAUAACAAUGCGCCGAAAACCAGCUCGCUUGCCUAUACUGUGAUUGAAGAGUUAGCCUCAUUUAAGAAGCAAUACAAACCCGACACAAGCGUUCUGGUGGACGAUAACUUGCGAAUGGUGGCGUUCAACUUCGUGGCCAAACACGGCCAUUGUCAACUGUUUCGAAUGGUGGUAGACACUUUUGAAAUGUUGCCCUGUCGAGAGAUGUUCAUUCCACAAGUGAGACAAAUGAUUGUUCGGAAGCAGUACAAAGAAGCCGGCCAGAUUGCGAUUGAUCUGGAGCUUUUCAGUGAGUUCGAUGAGCACGAUUUUGUGAUGCCUUUGUUUAUGCAGGAUAAGAUUUCGAUUGCCGAAGAUUACUUGAAUAAGGCUGAACGGUUGCAACGACCGGUGGUGAAAUUGUUGGACUCGUUCUUCGAUAAACGGCAAUCGGUGGAAAACCACUGUUCUCUUUAUAUAACCGAACACGAUGUUACAGAUGUAUACUAUAGUAAGCUGCAUCAGAAGCCGUUAAGUAAAUUAGUACAACGACUGGCGAAAAAUUACAAUGUUCCAAAGGAGUUCACACCGAACGUGAAUAAAAUGAAGAACUUCGGAGCACUGCAGUUUUUACUGCACAAGCGAUACUACGAAAAGAGCUUGAAUAAAGAUUCCUGGGAUGAGAUGGUGCGAGACACCGUCCCGAAGGAUGACACCGACCUGCAGAUGGAAUUGGUCUGCUUGUGCUCGAAUUUCAAUGAUCAAGCUGAAGCGGCCAAGUGGGCACGAUUCUAUCGUAUAAAGUUCACCGAGCUUCCCCUGCUGGUGCAGGAUUACAUAGUUGAGAGCGCCGGCAGCAAACCUGACGACCGUCAAAAGGCUGUGGAUAACGACGUGUGGGAUGCACCGAGUUCGGGAGAACCAACACAUUCGCUGUGUUUGGACGAUCGCCACGUGCAUCUGGUGGAUUCGCGGGAUAAAUUUUACGCGAUGAUAUCGGAUCUCCGCCAGCAGUCGCUCAUAUCUUUCGAUUCCGAGUGGAAGCCCACGUUUGGCGGCAGCAAUGAGGUUUCGCUGAUACAGCUUGCCACCUGGGAUAACGUGUACAUGAUCGACGUUAUGACGGGACAGCUGGAGACGACCGACUGGGUGGCGUUGGCGAAAAACGUGUUCAACCGCGACGAUAUUUUGAAGUUAGCGUUUGCCCCUUCCACCGACAUUUCUAUGUUCCAGAAAGCAUUACCAUCGUUCAAUGUUACCUACAAUUCGCAGACUAGUUCGUCUAUACUAGAUCUGCAGGAUUUGUGGCGAUAUGUAGAUACUGUUAAAAAUUUUAGGUUUCCUUUCGCGGAGGAAACGACAAAUAAAAAUUUAGCCAAUCUGGCUAAGCUAUGUCUUGGUAAAAAAUUAGACAAAUCGAAUCAAUUUUCGAAUUGGGCUCAGCGACCCCUGCGCAAGGAGCAGCUGCAGUACGCUGCACUGGAUGCGUACUGUCUACUGGAAAUCUACGAUGUGAUCCGGAAGCAACUGGUGAAGUUAAAACUUGACCCUGGCGACAUUCUGAACGGUUUGUUGUGCGAAACUAAAUCAGGAGGUGGUGAUGGAGUUACCAGCAAAAAAAAGUCGACUCGAUCUCGGGGGAGCAGAGCGUCCCGUCGAGUUGGAGGCAGUGAUGAAAAGUACAACAACAAACGAGCAGGGCAGAAUGUAACGGAAGCCACGAGGACAGGCGCCAGUGCUCAACGGCAACAACAGUUGCAGCAGCCGCCCAGUCCAAAUGUAAAAUCUGUGUUCGUUUCUGAGGUGCGUUUCGUAUGUGAUAAAAUGCUCGAAGGAUUGGCCAAGAUGCUGCGACGCUUCGGUAUCGACACGGUGGCGAUAAAGGGCGGCGAGAAUCAUGAUCGGUGUGUCUUUGUGGCCCUGAAGGAGAAGCGGUUCGUGUUGACUCGCGGUGCUAACUUUCAGAAGUUUUCGGAAUUCUUACCACCGGGUUAUUGCUACAAGAUUGGCAACGAUCGGGUAGAAGACCAACUGCUGGAGGUGCUCCGGUAUUAUCGGGUUGUAGUUUUUCAGGAGAAUAUUUUCAGCCGCUGUCAGCUGUGCAACUGUGGACAUUUUUUGUCGGCCAAGCCGGAAGAUAUCUAUAUGCUGGUGCACGGUCAGCCCAUGCCUAGCUCCUAUCGGGAGGACAAUCAUCGGGAACCGAUGGAAACACAAAUGGGGCGAAUUAGGUUGAAUCGCAGUUGGAUACUGGAUCGUUUGCUAAAGAAAUCAUUGGAAACCGGCCAAACGGCCAGUGGGGCCAAGAUCGAUACAGGCUACGUAGGUGACACAGUGCUGGCCAAUGUGGACGUAUUUUACAUCUGUGAUGGGUGCGGACGAUGUUAUUGGGACGGGUCCCAUUUAGACAAUAUUCUUGCCGGGAAACUGGCUGACCUGCUUACGCUUAGGUAUGAUUAAUCGAAAAUGAAUGUAUUUAGAAUAAAAUGGUAUUAUGUUUUGUA